AUGAAAUAUUUGAUAAACGGUUAUAAGAACCCUUCUUCAUUGGUUUGCGGCGGGCGGCUGGCGGGGACGGAGGAGGCGGGCGGCCAAUGGGAGGCGGGGUCAUGUAGGCGGGCGGCUGCCCUGACCAAUGGAUUGCGGGGGCGGGAUCUGUGGGUGGAGGGCGGGGCGGGGCGCCGGGCGGAAGGUGCUGAAGAUGGAGGAGGAGGAGGAGGCGGCGGCGGAGCUAGAGCUGUGGCCAGGGCCGGGGUAUGCUGCCUACCGGCCCGACCCGACCCUCGCUUCUCACCCCCCAACCCCCUCCACCUCCGGUCUCUUUAUUCCCCCCUCCCCUUCCUCAGGCAAAGGCACAACGAUCGGCAGCACGUCCCGGGAAGAGCGGGCGACCAAAACUUUGGGAAAUAUGUUGCACCGAUCGCCUCCAUUUUUUUGUGUGCAACUUUGAGCUGCGUUCAUUUAUUUGAUUUGUUAUUUUUUUCUCUCUCUUUCUGCUUGCAGUUUCUGCAGUUUCGCGGACGGCUGUUUACGGCGUGGGGGCUCCAGUCAGUGGUAACGUUGAGGAUGUUUAACCGAUGGGAUGCGGCGCCUUGGGUUUUCGAUCGACCUUCCGAAGUGAUCCGUUCGGCCUCACACCCGAUGUAAACAGACGGAACUGUUGUUAUCACCACCACCCUUUGCUCCGCUGUCUCGGGGUAAAUAAACUGGCGUGAACUAAA
This is a messenger RNA of Stegostoma tigrinum, 713 nucleotides long. RefSeq lists its product as uncharacterized. The record is from RefSeq and is a predicted model, not a curated record. Bases 1 to 639 code for a protein of 212 amino acids. NCBI's taxonomy places the organism in Eukaryota, Metazoa, Chordata, Chondrichthyes, Orectolobiformes, Stegostomatidae. The transcript has 4 exons.